This is a messenger RNA of Mesorhabditis spiculigera, 324 nucleotides long. The record is from the annotation of a GenBank genome assembly. Lineage: Eukaryota; Metazoa; Nematoda; Chromadorea; Rhabditida; Rhabditidae.
AUGCCCGAAAAAGCCAAGCCCCAGAAGCCCGAGCAUCUGUUCGAUUUCACGGAGGUGUUGCCUCAUCUGUUUGUUGCUGGAUUUGGGUGUGUGACGGAAGCUAAACUAAAACAACACGGCAUCACACACCUCGUCGAUGCGACAAAUCUUGGGCUUGUGAGCAAGAAAUUGAAAGAAUUCGAAAUCCUGGAAGUGCCCAUCGCCGACGAUGUACUGGCAAAAAUCAGCAAACAUUUUGAAGCUGUCGUCGAUUUCGUGAAUUCGGCAAAAGCUCAAGUUGGUUUCUGGGGCAAAUCUGGGCUUGGAAAAAUCAUUUUCAACCUA